Messenger RNA from Saxophila tyrrhenica, 2136 nucleotides. RefSeq lists its product as uncharacterized. The transcript is spliced from 3 exons. NCBI's taxonomy places the organism in Eukaryota, Fungi, Ascomycota, Dothideomycetes, Mycosphaerellales, Extremaceae. Gene Ontology annotation, biological process: DNA-templated transcription; regulation of DNA-templated transcription. The coding region runs from base 1 to 2136 and encodes 711 amino acids. The record is from RefSeq and is a predicted model, not a curated record. Gene Ontology annotation, molecular function: DNA binding; DNA-binding transcription factor activity, RNA polymerase II-specific; zinc ion binding.
AUGGCGCAACGACCUCGCCAAGACCCUGUCUCCUGCGAGAGCUGCCGCAAGAAGAAGCUCAAAUGCAGCCGCGAAGUACCCUGCUCCAACUGCGCAGCUCGCAGUAUCACAUGCGACUAUGGCGUCGCUAGACCAGUCGAACCCAGACCUUCUUCCAAGCAGGAUGAACUUUCGGUCUUGAGGACAGACAAUGCUGCUAUCAAGGCGCGGUUGGAGAGGCUGGAGAGUCUUGUCUGCAAUGGCGGCUCACCAGCUUCUGAUGCUCCUGCGGAGUUGAACACCAGACCGGCGAAGACGAGGAGGUUGCUUGAGGGGGAGGCGCUGCCGUCGCCGGCGACGACGGUUUCGAAUGCGAAUGAUGCUGAGGUUGCUAAGGAGUAUAGGGGGGACUUUCAGUGGUUGGAAGGUGUUGGUUCCCAAGAGAACACAAGACUGCCACAACUGUCAACACCACUUCCCGUGCUGGUCGUUCCUUUGGAAGAGAUCAUCAGCCAUGCACUGUCGGCGCCAGACCAAUCUCAGCGAACCAUCCUUCUUCCUCCGUAUGAGCAAGCAAAGUCGCUUAUGGAACGCUACAUCGAACAGCUGGACCCCGUCCAACAUCUGAUUCACUGUCCAACAGUAAGGCGCGAUGUCGACGAACUUUACAGUCAUCUCAUUCAAGGCCGUUCGGUUGAGCCGGGCCGUACAGUGCUUCUGCUUGCCAUGCUGACUAGUAUGGGCUCUUACUGGGGCAUGGGAGGCAAUGAGAACCCGUACUUCACUACUGGAUCUGUCGCUUCGAAGGUCGGAAUGUUCUGGCUGCGCACGGCUAUGGAUGUCCUUGAACAUACGAGACGGUCGGCUUCUGCGAGUUUGGAGUGUGUUCAGGCUAAUAUCAUUUUGAUGUUCUUGGUGUAUCACAUCGAAGGCUUCAGUCCAAAGGUCAGAGCACUACACUUCGCAGCACUUGCGAUGGCAAAGGACCUGCGGUUGCAUCGAACCGACGAUCCUUCGCUGCCCGUGGAAAAGUCGAACAGCUCCACCAAAAACAUCGUGGACAAGGAGAUGCGACGGCGAGUGUGGUGGCACCUGGCUGCCUCUGACUGGAGUCUGUCCACCAGCGGUGGACCACACGAAGGUACUUACAAUGUCAACCCAAGACACAUGAGGGUGAAGCGCCCUCGCAAUAUGUCUGACGAAGAGCUGGAGACUCUACCCGAAGACUUCGAUACUCCUUUGUCCAGGCCAACAGUGAUGUCGUACUACCUGCAACGAAUCCGUCUAUCAGAGAUCUGCCGAGAGAUAGCGGACUUUACCUGGACGUGGGAUGGCGAUCCGGAGAGCGUCAGCAUCGACGACAUUCAACGCCUGGAUGCGAAGUUCGACCGCUACUUCGCCGAGCUGCCGACCUUCCUCCAGCUCGACGAUUCCGCCCAAGAGACUGCGGCACUCGAUCGACAGACUCCGCACAUUCGACUGCAGAGCUACAUCGUCAACCUCAUCGGCAACGCCAGAAGAUGCAAAUUCCACCUCCCCUUUCUCCAACGAGCCUCCGUCGACAACACAUAUGCGUUCUCCCGUCAGGCCUGCCUUCGUGCAGCACGAACUCUAAUAUACAUCAGAGACGGCCUCAUGGAAGCUGACGCUGCCAUGUGGAUUUCCAACACUCGACUGUGCGGUUUGGUCCAUAUAUCGUUCUAUGGCACCGUCGUACUCGUGAUGGAUCUGAUCUGCAAUCGUGGGACGGACUGCGAAGUGCAGCGCAAGGAAGAGAUUCAGACGGCGUGUGCCUCCCUCGAAGUGAGCAAAUCGAAGUCACCCGCGGCUGCGAUGUUCCUCGAUUCCUUGCUUGCCGUGCUUCGGAAGCACAGGAUAAACAUCGAGAAAGCUCGACAGGACGGCGAGCUUGUGAAUGGUCCAGUCUCUGGAGAUGCUGUGGGCAGCAGUACCUUCGCUCCCGGCCACGGCAAUGCGUUCUCCCACAGCGCGCCUCUUAUGCCUGAAACUGAGGCGUCGUUCAGUGCUAUCGACUUUGACAACCUCAACUCAGACGAGCUGUGGCAAAGCUUCAUCGAUAUGGACGCCACCAUUGACCCUCAGAGCUGGGAUGCGUUGAUGAAUGAUAUUGAGACCAUGAGUUCAAGGCGUAUCUAG